Molecule: messenger RNA, 3560 nt
Organism: Anoplophora glabripennis (Asian longhorned beetle)
Lineage: Eukaryota; Metazoa; Arthropoda; Insecta; Coleoptera; Cerambycidae
Gene: Sema-1a
Product: semaphorin-1A-like
Exons: 9
Coding region: 457-2619 (720 amino acids)
Biological process (GO): negative regulation of axon extension involved in axon guidance; negative chemotaxis; semaphorin-plexin signaling pathway
Molecular function (GO): chemorepellent activity; semaphorin receptor binding
Source: RefSeq, a predicted model, not a curated record
ACCAGGUAGGCUUAACUAUCAGACUCCACAACUUUAUGAAUGCUAGUAGUAUUUGAAAGUGUACCGAGUGUAGCCGAAUGUUACACGAGGCCAACUAACAGUAGUUGACUGCACUGCUAAACUCGAACUGAUGUAUUUUGUCGUAGUGAGUUGUGACUAGAUACGAACAUGGUAAAUAGUGCAAGCACUUUUGGUUUACAAGACUUUUAAAAGAAAACAUUAAUAAAACUGGACUUUGUUUACAUUUAUAGUGACUUUUGUGGUUAUUUGUGGCACAGUUAUUUACUUUUAGUGGACUUUUCAAAAGUUUAUGUUGAUGUUGACGUUCUGCUCUCAAAGUUUGUGUUUGGAAAAUGACCGUGCGUCACCACAGAUUCUGGGUCCUCAACAUAUAUAAUAACUUUAGGACCAGAAUGGUGGGAAAAUGACGCAGAAGUGAAAAUUAAUAUAUCCAAAAUGUCUUCUAGUGCCUUCGCGUGCCUUGUCAAAAUUUACAGUUUUUUUCCUUUAUUGUUAAUAUUAUAUUUAAUCAAAAUUUCCCACGGAUGGCUCCCGGACACGAGCACAAAAUUAAUAAAUGGCUUAAGCAAGAUACCUAGUAUUAGCUUUAAAGGGAACACGACAUUCCCUGAUCACUUUACAGUCUUGUAUCAAGACGACAAUACGAUUUUAUUUGGUGGAAGAAACCGAAUUUAUAAUUUAUCAGUGUUCGAUUUUUCCGAACGAAAAGAUUCCACUAUUUAUUGGCCAUCGUCCGAGGCACAUCAUCAGAUCUGCACCCUCAAAGGAAAAACAGAGGAUGACUGCCAAAAUUACAUCAGAAUGCUUUUCUACACGGCCCCUGGUAAGAUGCUCAUCUGUGGGACGAAUUCUUACAAGCCCUAUUGCAGGAUAAUGCAACAAAAGAAUGAGAAAGUAAUUGUAGAAAAGGAAAUGGAAGGAAUUGGAUUAUGUCCCUAUGACCCUGAAGAUAACAGUACUGCUGUAUAUAGUAAUGGACACUUAUUUUCUGCAACUGUUGCAGAUUUUUCAGGGACAGAUCCCUUAAUAUAUAGGCAGCCCCUUCGAACGGAACUAUCUGAUCUCAGGCAGCUUAAUGCUCCAAAUUUUGUUAGUUCUUUGACGUAUGGGGACUAUAUAUACUUUUUCUUCCGUGAAACGGCUGUGGAAUAUAUGAAUUGUGGGAAAGUUAUAUAUUCUAGAGUCGCUAGGGUUUGCAAGCAUGACAAAGGCGGUCCGCAUCAAUCAAGGGACCGUUGGACUACUUUCCUUAAAGCAAGACUGAACUGUUCCAUGCCUGGAGAAUAUCCUUUUUACUUUGAUGAAAUACAAUCCACUAGUGAAGUAGUAGAUGGUAAAUAUGGCGGCGAUUCAAACGUAAAAAUAAUAUAUAGCGCACUUACUACACCUAAUAACGCUAUUGGAGGAUCCGCUAUAUGUAUAUUCCAAAUGGAAGAUAUUCAAAGUGUCUUCGAGGGUCCCUUUAAAUACCAAGAGGGUAUAAAUUCAAACUGGUUGCCGGUUCCUGACAAUAAAGUGCCAACGCCUAGACCGGGACAGUGCGUCCAAGACAGCCGUGUUUUAGCGAAUAAUAAUGUUAAUUUUAUCAAAACACAUCCACUGAUGGAGAAGACGGUACCCUCUCUAAACGGCAGACCGCUGUUAAUCAGAGUUAGCUUGAAUUAUAGGUUUACAGCUGUUACUGUUGAUCCUCAGGUUCGCACAAUUAGCGACGAGACGUUUGAUGUCAUAUACGUCGGAACGGACGACGGGAAGGUGCUGAAGCUGGUAAACAUUCCUAGUUCUAAUUCGACCAAGGCAUUCGUUAUAUCCGAAAACGAAGUGUUUCCUAAAGGCACGCCGAUAAAACAAUUAAAAAUAGCGCCAGGGUACGGGAAAGUCGUGGUUGUUACUAAAAAGGAAGUUAAACUGGUAACUUUAAAUCCCUGCGCUAGCAUCGGCCGUUGCAGCGACUGUAUAGAAUUACGUGAUCCUCACUGCGCCUGGGAUUCUCUCAAAGGAGUAUGCGUUAGUGUGGACGCCGUGACGUCCUUCCGCUACUUAAUACAAGACGUGAGGGGUGGCAAUAUAUCGAGAUGCAGAAUACAACCCACUGAUAAAUCUAUACCCAAAAGCGAAUAUGAGACUAAACUAAUAGACACCAACUCCCUUGAAGAAGACAAACAGUCUCCCGAUCCGUUGUUGAGGUUAGACGGUGAAUCGACGGACUGCAACGAAGUGGAUGGAGAAAAGGUGACAGGCUGUGCCGCACAGAGCAAACUUACCUUGUACACUUCGGAAUAUUUACAUAUUAUCGUCGCAGUCGCUAGUUUAGCGGGUUUAUUUGUUGGAUUCUUAUGUGGAUAUCUAGUCUCUCGGCGAUUUCACGUCCAUACGCAGUACCCUAAUCCACCGUUUAUUGAACAGCACAAUCAUCUAGACAGACUGACGGUAAACCAGAAUAGUUUUUUAGCCCCACGGACCAAGACGGUUAAUCUAGACGUCUUGAAUGUGUCCACAGAUUCCCUCCCGCCAAAAAAGGACAAUUUAGGUUCACUAAAGAAUUUGAACAUAACGAACGAAGGAACGUUACAGAAAAUAAAGAAAACUUAUAUUUAAGUAACACGCUCGAUCCGGUUUAACUAUUUUGUACCUGCUAGAUCUUUCAUAGACUGCCUUAAAUGCUAUUUUGCACUAUAAGAGUAAAAGAGAGAAACAUAUUAUCAGUUUUAUGUUAGGAUACGGUUGUAUUAAAGCAAAGAAAGAUAUUUUUGAAGCUCAAUGUAAUAUAUAUUUUUUUAAGCUUUGAGUCAAAUUUUAUUGUUACGCGAAAUGAACUACUCGCACUACUCUGCAUUUCACGCAGCAUGACUGGAGCAGCUAAGUACUAAGUAAUGUACUCGAAUUUUUGUGAGGCCAGGGCCUCUGUAAUUUUGUUUGAAACUAUGUUAUUUAGUUGUUGUCUCGAUGUGAUAAAUAUAUUGCGUUUACAGGGCGGUUAGGUCUUGUCCAAGGAUAAAAUACGUCUUAUUGACCUUACUUACUUCUCAAACUGAAAACUGAAAUUAUAAACGUGAUGUCCCUGAAAUGUGCCCAAAUUGUAACCGAUAAAAAUAAGUUUUACCUAAUAAUUUUUUUCGAAAACUCGUAUUAAAAAUUAUAAGACAGAUGUUGUUGCUUUUGAAAAUCUCAAUAUUUUGGCAGUUAUUUCUGGGACAUCCUGUAUAUGAAAGUAUGUUGCCGUAACAAAACUUCUGCCAUAUAACAACAAACUGCUAUAUACUUGUUAGUGCCAAAACAGGACCUAACCAGGGAAAAUUUGCAUGUGAGGCUAUGUUGUACACUUCAUGUAUAUUCUGCUUUUAUGAGUAUUGGAAAGUGAUUGUUGACAAUUUUGCAAUAAACUGAAUACGCCGAAUUAUUUACAAUACGCAUAAAAUCACGGAAUGUGGAAAAUGUUCGUAAUAGUAUCCAUUAAGGUUAAUUAAUUUUAAUUUACAUUAAAUUAGUUAAUAAGAAAAAUUUGCAUGAUCUAAAUUAAUAACAAAUAUUUUUAUAAA